UAGACUUACGAAAACCUAUAUAUACUACAUAUUCAUCACAUGGAACUCUCUCUUCAGUCAAAAGCUGAACAUUCUAGAAUGAUGUCUACAGCCUCUGUCUUGGCCUUUAUAGUGCUCUUCCAUGACAUACAGUAUGAUGUUCUGUGUCAGGGAGUAUUACCUCCAUGGGGGAUAACAGAUAAUAUUGAUUUAGGUAACGACACGACAGUGGUUGUUUCCCUUUACGUUACACAGUUCAGAAGUGUGCUUUUUGACGCAGAUAUGACCUUUGACAUUCUCCAGACUUGGAAAGAUCCAAGGUUUGAAAACGCUUCCCGCCAUCCAGACGAUUACACCAUAUACAAAGCAGAGGAAUUCGAGACUUUUUGGUUACCAGAUACAUACAUCGCUAAUGAAAUGCCCAAUGGAGUUUUCGAGACCACACCCACUGACAACAUUUAUGCUUACCCAAACGGAAGUCUCUUCUUAACAACGCGGCACUCCAUAGUAUUUCAUUGCGAUGUGAAACUGUUUGCCUUGCCAAUCAAAGACGAGACGUGCAAUCUUUUCUUUAAAAGUGCUUCUUAUUCAUCCAUUGAUCUGAAACUAAUGUGGAAAAAAGCUGCCGCAGUUAGAUAUUCGAAAAAUAUGGAGACGUACGCGGUUAAAAUUCAAAGAACAGAAACAACACUUUGUUCACAAGAAGAAUCGCAAUCCUGUCUCCGUCUGGUGUUGUAUGUUCAAAGAACAUAUCAGGUGAUGUUUAUACAAGUGUAUUUACCAAGCACCUGUAUUGUGUUUAUCACGUGGCUGGGGUUUUGGAUCCACCACACCGAAGUGUCGGGGCGAACUCGGAUUUCAACGAUAUCAUUGACUGCUAUUAUUGCAGAAAGUGUGGCCACUCUUGUUAUAAAUCCCGACCAGGUUCAUAUGGCUGCCAUAGAAGCGUGGAAUUCGGCGUGUUUUAUAAUAAUCACUUUGGCAUUUUUAGAAUUUGUCAUUGUUCACAAUUAUCACAGGCGACAAGAAAACAAGAAAAUGUCGUUAAAAGACGACCAGGGAAAGCAGAAGAAUUCAGAGACGCCAACUAAUAGUACCAACAACAACUCAAAAGUUACACAAAUCAACAAAAGAAGGAAUCUUUCCAAAUCCAAAGUAUCACCGGAAGUGAUCCAUGUCGUAGAAAUACCAAAUGAUACAACAGCCGACAAAGGAAAAUCCGGGAUAGCCCCAGAAACUAUAGACCGAAUUUCCUCUCUUGUCUAUGCUUUGUUAUUUAUAUCAUUUAAUGUUUACUACUGGUCAUUCUUUUUAACUGAAGCGGACAAGAAAUGAAAGUUAACAACUAGAAGGGAAAAUUUACAUGUAAACUUCAAUAUUUAUUUUAAAAUAUCAUUUUCAACCACGUUUGUAGUUGCUUGAGACAUUAUCCAAAAGAAUAAGGGUCGUCGAUGCAAAUUACCAUAUGCUUUCAACAGAGCAUUUACUUAGGGAAUCACAGUGCAAUUUGCUGUUUACAAGCCAGGAAUCACUUUAGCCUUUCUGUGACCAUGGCAUGCAUUAUAGCUAUGGUGAUAGUGUUUGAGCUGUUUUGUACUCUUUGCUCCCUGUCUUAUGAAUACUACUCCCGUAUAACACUGCCCGAGGAAUCGGUCAACAUCACUAACUUUUGCUUUGCUGUGCAUUUCUGCACACAUUAAACUAAAAUUGUGAGUAUAGAUUACAAACUAUUUGACAGUGCUUAAUCAUGAAAGCCGAAUCAGAUUUAGAUUAAGACACCAAGCCAAACGUGGGAGAUCAAAUGAUUCCGCUGCUUUUGUGAUUCUCUAAAUUAAGAAGACACCUUAAUAAAUUUCAUAGAUAAUGUUACCAAAAAUCAGGAAGUUCUUCAAAGAGUUACCAAUAUUAUAUUUGAUAACACAUCCAUUAGAAAUAUCAUUAAUUAAAGGUGAAGAUAACGAACAGUGUUCAAUCUCAUAACUCCUAUAAGCAAUACAAAAUAGAUAGUUGGACAAACACGGACCCCUGGACACACCAGAGGUGGGAUUGGUAAUUACAUCAUUUGAGGCGAUCACAACGGUAAAUAGUAAUCCCCACAGAAUAUUAAAUGACCCUGAACAGUAUUCGAGGAAACAACUGUCUCAAAUCUUCUGGUAUAGCAGGGACUACGGCGGAGGGAUAAGAAAACACAGACCGAAACGUCAGACUUGUUCUAUCCUCCGUAGAACGACCCUGCAUGCCAGUGCAAUCGUUAUAUCUCUCAUCGUCUGGGACCCAUACCUCAAUCAAGAAAUGGUUAUCCGAGAGAUGUUAUCGUUCGUUUUGUAAGGUACAAGGACCGCACCCGGGUAUAUGCAGUUGCAAACAAAAGUAACCAAACUUUUCACAAUGAGAUUGCAUCAUCAAAUAAGUUAAAAUUCAACACCAAGAGGAAGGACGUCAUUGCACUCGAGACUAAAAAACUGUAGAUCCUAUUAGACUUUUAAAGGUUAAGCCUUCGCUAAGAAUCUGAACACAAUUCGUGAUGAACCUGAUCUUUCAAUCCUUGAGAACAAAUCAAAUUCUGUGUGUUCAUCUAAGCUUUACAUCACAUCCCAAUGAAUCUGAAACUGCUACUGGGGGCACGCUAUCUAAAAUUUUCAAUGCAAUUAUGUGUCCUGUAUCUUCUUAUAACUCUUACUAGGUACACGGUACAUGAAAAAGUGAAUAUAACGAACAGUGAUCAAUCAAUCCCAUGUAUCCUAUAAAGGAUAUGAAAUGUAGAGCAGGACAAACACGGAUCCCUGGAAACACCAGAGGUGGGAUCAGGUGCCUAGGAUGAGUAAACAUUUCCUGUUGACCGGUCACACCAGCUGUGAGUCAAAAUCAGUAUCUUGUCAAAUAAAUGAUUUUAAGUAUUCAUUUCUUAAAUCUAAUUUAAGUAUUAAUUGGGUCCACUUAGGUUUCCCUGCUGAGAAUUAAGUUGAUUUCACUCAGCAGACGACAUAGGACCAACAAUAACAAUUGUAAUGACGAAACCUCUACCUCGCAACUGACUACCGGUAAGACCCUAGAUAUGUGUAUGAAAAGUGAAGAUAACGAACAGUGAUCAAUCUCAUAGCUCCUAUAAGCAAUACAAAUAGAUAGUUGGGCAAUCACAGACCCCUGGACACACCAGAGGUGGAAUCAGGCGCCUAGGAGUAAGCAUCCCCUGUCGACCGGUCAUGAGAUCAAAAGCACAAAAUUAUUUAGCUCCUAGUUCGUUAGGAAUAGUGUGAGCGGCUAACAAUUCUGGUGUUUUCUGACACAGCUUACAACUACCGAACCUAGCCAUCACGAUUCUCCACUCCUUUGCAAAAGUCACAGAGAUAUUGCCAAAAGUCACCAAGACAUUACUUGUGAAACCCAGUCACACAGACAAAGAACCCUGCCUGUGAACUAAAGGGAUACUGAGCUAUUCUGUUGCUCCGACUUCAAGUUCACUCUCAGAGUGAACGGAGUACCAGUAACUCAAUAUCGUGCUGUGGCUGUAUCUAUAUAUUUUGCCUCAAUUUGACUGGAAACAAGAGAAGAGAACGAACAGAGACCAAUCUCUUAAAUCCUAUCCUACACAAUUGAGAGUACGACAAUCACGGACACCUGGAAAAACCAGGGAUGGGAUCAGGCGUCUAGGAGAGUCGCCUUCACCUGUUGACCGGUCACACCCGCUGUGAGCCCGACAUGUAUAACUUGAUAGGUAAAAGGAGGAAUCCGUAGUCAAAAGGAGUCGUAAAGAUUAACAAUUAGUAUGGAACACGUCAAACAGCAUUCGACCUAAUGAUAGGUUGUAUUUGCAAAUUAGAUCAUUAUAACGUCUGUAGAAUUUCCUAAACGUUGACUUUACACAAGUCCCUGUAACAAUAUAUUUCUCAAUAGCCUUUCUAAGUAUAAAAGUUGAUCAUACUUUCAUGUAUCGAAUUAGAUGAUCUGUGGUGUCUUUUCUUUUGAGCUCAUUAAUUAUGCAUUAACUCCUAAAUGGUUAAUAGUAAAUUACUGUAAUAUGAUUGGCUAAUCAUUUGAGGCAUUUCAAUUCCACCCUAACCCUAACCCUAACUCUUUUACAUUGCAUAUACGAAUGUUAAGCAGGCUUAAAAUAAUACUUGUACAUGAUUCUAUGGUAUAGUCAAUAUACGUCACAAUCGUUAUUUUGUUUUUUAAAAUGUCUGAAAAUAUUAAUAAAAGCGCUAACGUUU
Messenger RNA from Ostrea edulis (European flat oyster), 4190 nucleotides. Its product is annotated as glutamate-gated chloride channel-like. Gene Ontology annotation, molecular function: chloride channel activity; transmembrane signaling receptor activity; neurotransmitter receptor activity. The transcript is spliced from 8 exons. Lineage: Eukaryota; Metazoa; Mollusca; Bivalvia; Ostreida; Ostreidae. The record is from RefSeq and is a predicted model, not a curated record. Gene Ontology annotation, biological process: signal transduction; nervous system process; regulation of membrane potential. The coding region runs from base 40 to 1314 and encodes 424 amino acids. Gene Ontology annotation, cellular component: synapse; neuron projection; membrane.